Chrysoperla carnea is the source of this 846-nucleotide messenger RNA. Its product is annotated as probable ATP-dependent RNA helicase ddx52. Gene Ontology annotation, molecular function: protein binding. The transcript has 6 exons. Bases 42 to 800 code for a protein of 252 amino acids. NCBI's taxonomy places the organism in Eukaryota, Metazoa, Arthropoda, Insecta, Neuroptera, Chrysopidae. The record is from RefSeq and is a predicted model, not a curated record.
AAUAUUUUUAACAUUAAACCAAGUUUUUAAAGAAAAAAACAAUGGCAGAAAAUGAAAAUGGGAACAUACGAGCUUUAUCAAGCAGUACUGAAGAUUUAAGUGAAUAUACAGAUGCUGAUGAAAGUAUAUCGUCAGCACCAACCGAAUUUCUUGCAGAGUUUCUUUCAGCAGUAAUGAUGAAAGAUUACAAAACAGCUUUAAAAUAUUGCCAUUUAAUUCUUCAAUAUGAGCCAAACAACAGUACAGCCAAAGAAUUUUAUCCUUUAAUUGUAACAAAAUUGAGAAUAGAAUCAACAAAUAGCAGUGGGUCCAGUGGUGCUGAUGAUAACAAUCUUGUUUAUGAAAUUGAAAAUAAAAAUAGCAAAGAUUCAGAUGCAGCUAGUACCGAUGAUGAUAGUGAUUCUGAAUCGGAGGAUGAUGAUGAAGACGAUGAAGAAGAAGAACCACAGGGCAUAUCAUCCAUAUCUGGAGAUCGACAUAGUGAUGGAACUACUGCAAGUUAUUCAAGCUUAGAAGAUGAUGAUGCAAUUGAAGCCCAUAAUUUAUCAAAUUCUAAUAAAUACGGAAAUGUGGAUAAUGCUGACUAUGGAAAUGGAAAUGCAAAAAUAGGAGUAAUAAGUCCAGUUUUAUCGGCCAAAAAAGCAUGGGAAGUUACUGCUGAAAAUGAGAUCAAAAAGAAAAUGGAACAUGUAACACUCAAUAUGCAUACUAGUUCAGACUCCGAAUCCCCUACAGAACCCGUCAGUCAGCAAUUAAUUGAACAGUUGCGUAAUCGUGUCAUAAAUUGUAAGAAUAAUUAAGUAUGAUUUUGUGUAAACCCAAUAUUUUUUCAAUUGUUUCUUUCAA